Messenger RNA from Aspergillus oryzae RIB40, 1473 nucleotides. RefSeq names its product carotenoid oxygenase family protein. NCBI's taxonomy places the organism in Eukaryota, Fungi, Ascomycota, Eurotiomycetes, Eurotiales, Aspergillaceae. Gene Ontology annotation, molecular function: carotenoid dioxygenase activity. The transcript has 5 exons. The record is from RefSeq and is a predicted model, not a curated record. Gene Ontology annotation, biological process: carotene catabolic process. Bases 1 to 1473 code for a protein of 490 amino acids.
AUGUCGGACAUUAGAGUGUGCUUUCCUGAUCGCCCCCAGUUCUCAGGGUUCAUGAAGCCCUGUCGCGUGGAAGGAGAUGUAUCUCAAUUGGAGGUUUACGGCGAGAUCCCCAAGGAGAUUGAUGGAGUCUUCUAUCGGGUAAUGCCUGAUCCUCAACUCCCCCCUUUCAUUGACAAUGAUCCAUGGUUCAACGGAGAUGGAAAUGUCAGUGCCUUCCGCAUCAAAGACGGCCGUGCGUCAUUCCGGCAACGAUACGUGAGAACUGAGAAGUUUGUGCGAGAGCGCGAGGCUCAACGCGCAUUGAUCGGCAAAUACAGAAACAAGUUUACCGACGCGGUGGAGUUCAAAGUCCGCAGCACGGCCAACACUAAUGUGGUCUACUUCAACGGGCAACUACUGGCUCUAAAAGAGGAUUCUCCCCCUUACGCGAUGGACCCUGUGACAUUGGAGACCAAGGGGCUGUAUGACUUCGAGGGCCAGCUGCCCAGCCUCACCUUCACUGCGCAUCCAAAGUUUGACCCGGUCACCGGUGAGAUGGUCUGUUUUGGAUACGAAGCGCGGGGCGAUGGCACCCCCGACGUGUGCUAUUACAGCGUUUCACCGACUGGCAAGUUCACGGAGGUGGUCUGGCUGGUCGCGCCGGUGGUGGCAAUGAUUCAUGACUUUGCCGUGACGGAUAACUGGGUCAGUGAGCCUGUUCCUCGAAGCGUCUGUGAUAUUCAACGCAUGAAACAAGGAGGCGAGCACUGGCAGUGGAGCCCCGAGACACCACUUUAUUUGGGAUCAUGCCCCUCUAAUGUAAUGCAGUGGUUCCAAUAUAAGAACUCCUUCCCCGGCCACACAGCCAACGCCUACGAGGAUGAGCAAGGCCACCUGGUGAUCGAUUUGGGCUUGAGUGAGAAGAAUGUGUUCUUCUGGUGGCCGGAUGCCCAGGGAAGUGCACCGGAGCCCAGUUCGAUUGUCUCCCAGCUGGUUCGGUUUACCAUCGAUCCCCAGUCCGAGAAGCGGGCCCUCUCGAAACCCGAAAUUUUGCAGCACGGCAACUCAGAGUUCUACCGAAUUGAUGACCGGUUUGCUACCUGUCCCUAUCGCCAUUGCUACUUCGACCUGAUGGACCCGCAGCUAGGUACCGAUCUCGAACGGAUUGGGCCUAAGUUGGGAGGUGGGUUCCCGUUAUAUAACGCCGUGGCCCACUUUGACAACGUCACGGGGGAGACAGAAGUCUACUUCCCAGGAGACGUCCAUCUGGUCCAGGAGCCAGUAUUUCUCCCGCGGAAGGACUCGACUACAGAGGGGGAUGGGUAUAUUCUGGUACUGGUCAACAACUAUGAGACGAUGGCAAGCGAGCUACAUCUACUGGACACGCGAGACUUCACUCGCGCGCAGGCCAGGAUCCUGCUUCCGGUCCGCUUGCGCCAGGGUCUACAUGGAAGCUGGGUGGAUGGAGGAGAUCUCAACCCACGGACAGCCUAA